Molecule: messenger RNA, 858 nt
Organism: Cuscuta epithymum
Lineage: Eukaryota; Viridiplantae; Streptophyta; Magnoliopsida; Solanales; Convolvulaceae
Source: the annotation of a GenBank genome assembly
UCACAACUUGCAAAUACACAUAACAAAUCAGUUGCCGAUUACACAUCACACAGUAACACCCCAAUUCAUCACUGAAACACACUUGCCGAAAAACACACGCAAAAUAUGAAAUACGAAACAAAAAGUGAUUUGAGUUUCGUAAUUAAUCAAAGAACUGAAAGAAGUGUUUAUUUGGACUGAUCUGACUUCACAUGAAGAGAGGUAUUGACAAGUAUUAAAGGGUCUAUUUUACCAUUAAGUUUUAAUAAUAUCAUCCAAUGAGGCCGUUCAUGAAAAAAUCUUUCACCAUCCCCAAUCACCUUCAUCCUCUUCAUAAAAAAUUCACCGAUUUCCAAGCGUACAGGGAACGCAAUAGGCAGGACUGGCCAAAUCCGGACCGGAAAUCAAGUUCGACCUGGAAAUCUUAUCUAUCUGAAGGCCGGCGAAGAAGUGAGAGGAAACCCUUCAGUCGCUCCGCAGAAAUCUCUUGUGACGGGAAACGUUGCCGGAAGGGGAGACGACUCACUGUUACUCCGCCAAAAUCCAUGCCUGCUGCGUCAGUAAACUUGGCCGAGAGGAGAAGCGAGAAACCAUUGCCUCAAUCACAGGACCACAAGCGCAGAUAGCUUGACCGGUAGGCCGGUAGAGGCAGUUCCGCUAGCUAAUGAUAUGAGGGUAUUUUUGUCUGUAGCGCAAAAAUUACUCCUCUACACGAGUUAAAAAACUUGAGGUCUUAUUUAAGUUCCAUUGCCAUGAUUUGGUCCUAUUUAUGUCUUUAUCCCUAUGAAUUUUAGUAAGAAAUGUAAAUGAUCAGUGAGUUGUCAUGGAGCGAUUCCUUACAUUUAGACAUAUUGUUGAUAUGAUCACCAUACUUUCUUU